Messenger RNA from Penicillium longicatenatum, 1092 nucleotides. Its product is annotated as zinc-binding alcohol dehydrogenase family protein. The record is from RefSeq and is a predicted model, not a curated record. The coding region runs from base 1 to 1092 and encodes 363 amino acids. NCBI's taxonomy places the organism in Eukaryota, Fungi, Ascomycota, Eurotiomycetes, Eurotiales, Aspergillaceae. Gene Ontology annotation, molecular function: oxidoreductase activity, acting on NAD(P)H. The transcript is spliced from 2 exons.
AUGGAGUCCACCUUCGGAAUCCCGCCUUCUCAGACGGUGAUACUUCAGCAUGAAGCUGGGGUCCUGAAAAUAACCCCUGGCAUGCCAGUGCCAGAUAUUGGUCACAACAAUAUGCUUGUGUCUGUCGAGGCAGUGGCUCUGAAUCCUUGUGAUUUCAAGAUGCCUCUCAGAUUCCCCACGCCGGGUCUCUGGGAUGGUUGCGACUUUGCAGGCAUUGUUGUGUCGCUGGGAAGUCAGGUCGCUGCUGAUGGUCGGUUCAAACUGGGAGACCGUGUUUUCGGAGCGGUUCAAGGCUCAAAACAAUCCGACCCCCAAUCCGGGGCAUACUGCCAAUAUCUCCGUGCAGAUCCGGAUUUUACGUUCCAUAUGCCGAAGGACAUGUCCUUUGCCACUGCUACCGCUCUCUCGGGAACAGGAAUUGCGACCCUCGGAGUUGCGCUAUUUUGGUCGCUGCAGCUGCCAGGAAAGCUGGAUGGUCCAGCCAGCAAGGCUGAGGAUGUCCUGAUAUAUGGCGGGAGUAGUACCAUUGGGCUAGUCGCGAUUCAAAUGGUGAAGCUCUGCGGCCAUCGGGUCAUCACAACGUGUUCCCCUCACAAUUUUGACCUCGUCAAAUCCUACGGUGCUGAUCUUGUGUUUGACUACAAUUCUCCAACUUGUGCGACGGAGAUCCGAGCCGCAACUAAGAAUGCACUUCGAUUUGUACUUGACCCAUUCUCGGAAGCCAAAACAUUGCGCUUGUGCCAAGAAGCAAUGGGUCGUACUGGUGGCCGGUACUGCGCCCUAGAGCAGUACCAAGAGAGUCUCUGUACGCGAAAGACCAUAAAACAUGAGCUAGUGAUGGGAGGGGCUAUAUCCGGGGAUGGUGUUGAGCUCCCAGAGCCGUAUGGUAUCCCGCCUCGCCCAGAGAUCGGAGAAUGGGCUCGGAAAUGGUAUCAAUGUCUUCAGCAACUGAUCACAGAGGGAAAGCUCAAACCUGUCCCUAUGGAAACCAUUCCGGGGCAGUUUGAGGGCAUAAUGAACGGGCUGGACAUUCUCAAGAAAGGCAAGGUGUCUGGAAAGAAGCUUGUUGUUCCCAUGUCAACUCUUGAGUAG